Molecule: messenger RNA, 1672 nt
Organism: Penaeus monodon (black tiger shrimp)
Lineage: Eukaryota; Metazoa; Arthropoda; Malacostraca; Decapoda; Penaeidae
Gene: U2af38
Product: splicing factor U2AF 26 kDa subunit-like
Biological process (GO): mRNA splicing, via spliceosome
Cellular component (GO): spliceosomal complex; U2AF complex
Molecular function (GO): pre-mRNA 3'-splice site binding; metal ion binding
Source: RefSeq, a predicted model, not a curated record
CGAGAAGGAACCAUCGGCUCCGUCCGUCAAGUCAGUUUGUAAACAAUGGCUGAAUACUUGGCAUCGAUUUUCGGCACGGAGAAGGACAAAGUCAACUGUAGUUUCUACUUUAAGAUAGGAGCAUGUAGGCAUGGAGAUCGUUGCUCCAGGAUCCACAACAAACCCACCUUUAGCCAGACUGUGUUGAUCCUAAACCUGUACUGCAACCCCCAGAACUCUGCCAAGUCAGCUGAUGGAUCCCACUCAACAGUCAGCGAUGAGGAGAUGCAGGAGCACUACGACAACUUCUUUGAGGAGGUUUUCGUGGAGUGCGAGGAUCGGUAUGGAGAAAUUGAAGAGAUGAAUGUGUGCGACAACCUUGGGGACCAUCUUGUUGGCAAUGUGUAUAUAAAGUUCAAAUACGAAGAAGAUGCUGAAAAGGCUGUUGUUGACCUCAAUAACCGGUGGUUUGGGGGUCGAGCAAUCCAUGCAGAGUUGAGUCCUGUAACUGACUUUCGAGAGGCAUGUUGCCGUCAGUAUGAAAUGGGAGAGUGCACACGCAGUGGAUUCUGUAACUUCAUGCAUCUGAAACCAAUCUCUCGAGAACUCCGAAGAGAAUUAUACGGACGGAAGAGGAGGAGAUCUCACUCCCGAAGCCGCCGCCGCCACAGGUCGAGGUCAAGGUCACGUGAGCGCAGGCGGGAGAGCAAGGACAGAUCUUCGGUGCUUGACAGGUUCUCCACCCACUCCCAGGAAAAGGACCAGAGGGAAGGGAGAUUCGGUCGCUACUGAGCAAGGGGUGGCACUGGAGGCAUUGCAUUGUGGUUCUUAGGAAUUUAAGUUAAUUAACAUAGUUUGUUGAAUCAUUUCGCAUGAUUGAUUUCAUUCAUAAUAUGUAUGUUUGGGAUUGUCAACAAGCCAGGUUAAAACUGUUAAGAGGUUAUUGAAUGUUAUUCUCAUUCUUUGUCACAAGAAGAAAUAAGGAUUAAACAGAGGUCAUUCUCAACUUGCAGAUGGAAAGUGGCAAUAUUAGUUUAUGUAAUUGUAAUAAGGAGAGAAAUUCACAUGUGCAAAAUUGUGUUGCAUGUUGCAGCUAUUUGGUCCCUCCAUUACCCUUGAUCUGGUUGCAUUUUGUGACAUAUAAAUCCUCAUUUGAUACUGGACAAAGGCUUUCCAUGUAGCUAGAAGAUUAUGAUAUGUGUAUAAGACUUAAUUCAUAGUCAGAAAACUAUUUGUAUCCUGUAAAAGGAGAAAGCCUUAGGUGUAGUUUUGACUCUUUGACUGAGUAAAAAGUACAUUAGCUUUAUGUUGAUUUCUGUAAAGUAACAUAAUACUUUUAAGAUUUUCAGUGGAAGGUCCAAGGCCACGAAAGGAUCUCAGUAAGGUAUUUAGGUUUUAUUUUGUGAGUGAUGAAUAUUACCUCUAAUACUGUGAUGGAAAAAGUGAUAAAAGUAACCUUUGGUUGUAAAGAUUAUUUAUUUAUUGUGGAAGUAAAGAAAUAACUACCCAAUUAAAAUUCUGACUCAGGUGGAUAAAGAACUGAACUAGAUGGCUUCUUCAGCACUGAUAAUAAAAUAAUGUUUCUUCAUGAAAUUUAAGGUGAAAAAGUAACAAAGGUAGCUUUAAUUUCCUAAAUUAUAAACAUAGAGGGAGAAAUUAGCGUGAUGCAGAAAUUGCUGCAGCCAAAAAAAAA